Messenger RNA from Suhomyces tanzawaensis NRRL Y-17324, 549 nucleotides. Its product is annotated as gluconokinase. Gene Ontology annotation, molecular function: gluconokinase activity. Bases 1 to 549 code for a protein of 182 amino acids. The transcript has a single exon. The record is from RefSeq and is a predicted model, not a curated record. Gene Ontology annotation, cellular component: cytoplasm. NCBI's taxonomy places the organism in Eukaryota, Fungi, Ascomycota, Pichiomycetes, Serinales, Debaryomycetaceae.
AUGCCUGCUGCAGACAAACAUACCAUAGUAGUGGUGGGAGGACCGGCUGGAACCGGCAAGACGACCGUGGGAGAGAUUUUGGCUGCCCAGAUGGCGUGUCCAUUUGUGGAGGGCGACAUUCUUCAUCCCAAGGCCAACAUUGACAAAAUGUCCCAGGGAAUCGCUUUGACUGAUGACGAUAGAUGGGGCUGGUUGGAGAAGUUGAGCGUGAUUGCUGCGGAGAAAUCCAAGGAGCCGGAAAACGCUUCCCACACCUCGGUGGUCACCUGUUCUAUGUUGAAAAAGCUGUACCGUCAACACAUCAAAGACUCUGCCCAGACCACCUGCCGGUUCAUAUUCCUCUACUCGCUGUAUGAGUUGCUCCUCGAGAGGGUGGGUGGACGCAGUGGCCAUUUCAUGAAGGCUGAUAUGGUCAAGUCCCAGUUCGACAUCAUGGAAGUGCCCGAGGGACCUGAGUUGGUCGAGAACGGCGGAGACUGUGUGGCCAUUGAAAUUGCGGGAAAAUCUCCCGAGCAGUUAUACAACGAGAUUGUGGAAAAGUUGAAGUGA